CAUAAAUCACAUGACUAUUAAUAGAUGUUCAAAAUGGUGGACAAAAGUUGGUUAUCAAUUUGUGCAAAUGUUUAUCAAAAACUAUCGUAUUAAACAAAUAUUUGCUUAUCAAUUUAAGUGUAAACAGUUGAUUAUUAAUAUUUUUAUGGAAUUAGGUGUUUGAAGCAGACUGUCACCAACUAUGGAUGAAAAUGCAAGCCUUAUAUCGGGGAGAAACAAAGAUUCUAGUCAAUCUGCGAAUGGACCAGGAUGUAAAGUGAAAGUAGCCGAGGGUGCCGUUCUCUUGACAAUAACAUUGGAAAGAAUAGCUUUCUAUAGCUUAGCAGGAAAUCUUGUGUUGUUUUUAAACACAAACCCAUAUGAUUGGACAUCUUACAACGCUAUGUAUGCUUUAUUAUAUUUUUUUGGAAUCUCGUAUUUGAUGUCAUUUUUUGGAGGUUUAAUUGCAGACACUCUGUUGGGCAGAUUCAAAAGUCUGCUAUUGUCCUUGCUCCUGUACUUGGUUGGUUAUCUUUUACUGUCGUUAUCACAAAUGAAACUUUCUAAACCAGAUCGGUAUUUACUUUGUAAUCCUCCGGAGCCUUAUUAUAACAUGUAUAAUAUAACACAUGGAUUAAUGGACAUUCAAAACCACCAGAAGUCACCAUUUGAUGAAAGUUGUUCUGGCUUGAUGUUUGGAAUAUUGACACUAAUUGCUAUUGGAAGUGGCCCUUUCAGAUCAAAUAUUGCUCCUUUUGGAGCUGAUCAGGUUAAAGGUGAAAGUCAGCAAGCUAAUUUGACCUUUUUCAAUUGGUAUUAUUGGUGUGUUAAUGUUGGAACAUUGGUGGCAUUGUUAGUUAUUACAUACGUACAGCAACAUGACAGUUUUUAUGAUGGAUACUUGUCAGCAUUGAUUUGUCUGGGUGUGGCAGCUGUUGUAUUCCUUUGUGGUUCCUGUAGUUAUGUGUACAGACCAAGAACAGGCAGUGUGUUUAAGAAUAUAUUCACAGUCUUAUGUGAAGCAUGUACCAAAUGUUGCUGGAGACGGAAACCUAACUCAAGUUUAGGUGAUGAUGCCAUUGAGCAGCCUUCGUCAUGUUUGGACUUUGCUAUGUAUCGAUAUGGAGGAAACUUUCAGGAGGGAACAGUAAAUGAGGUUAAAAAGGUCCUCAAAAUCAUAUGUGUGUUCCUGACCAUGGUUCCUUACUGGAUGGUUUAUUUUCAGAUGGAGACAACUUUUCUGCUACAAGGACUUCAUAUGAAUUUGAACUUACCAGUAGAAAGUGCCAAUGUAACAGUUGACUGUAACCCCCAGAAUUCCACAGGGAAUGAUGACCCAGAUCACAUCACUAGCAAACCUCCAAAGCUUGUUGCAGCAUGGCUAUCAAUAUUUGACGUUAUAUUUGUCAUUAUUCUCAUACCAGUGUUUGAUCGUUUUAUUUAUCCACGGCUAGCCAAGGCAGGACGUCCUAUGGGAUUUGUGUUACGUGUAAGUCUCGGGAUGAUGAUUGCCGCCAUAGCAGUAUGUGUGGCUGGAGUGGUAGAACAUUAUCGUCUGAAGUCAGUUUAUCAAAAUGAUAGUCUCCCUUGCUGUAGACAUACAACUCAACAAAAAAUAGGACGUACUGUAUAUAAUGCAGCAGAGAUGUCAGUCUUGUGGCAGAUACCACAGUAUGCUCUGAUUGGACUCAGUGAAGUAUUUGCCUCAAUUGCAGCUUUAGAAUUUGCCUACCUGAUGGCGCCCAAGUCAGCUAAAGGUAUCAUUAUGGGAUUGUUUUAUUUAUUCACCGGAGUUGGAAGCUUCAUAGGAUUUGCAUCCAUGGCCAUCUUUCAGGGAUAUUGGUUUGGACCAUACGAUAGUGGAAAUAUAAACUGUCGUCUGCCGUGUACAGAAAAUGGUGGGAAGUUUGACAUUAAACUCAAAUGCCAUUUAGACAAUUAUUUCUUUUUCCUAGCAGGAAUUGAAGUAGUAGGGCUACUGCUGUUUUUGUUUGUUGUAAAAAUUUGCCGUAUUCAAAAUGAAAUUUCUGCAGUGGUUCGUCAGAAAUCUCAACCACAGAUAAUAUCUAGAAGAUCAGUUACUGAAAGACUGAAAUCACCUGUUUCUUUGCAAAGGCAGUCAAGUUCAGACAUCAGUGUCACAUGAAAAGAUCAAAUACUCCAUUGAUUUUUAAAAAAAAUCUAAAGAUGAAUACAUAGGAAGAGAAAUAAAAUUUACUCUUGUGUAGUGAAAUUCUGAAAUGAAAUUAAUAGAAGAAUAAUGUACAAGUGUUCUGAUUUUGUGUCAUGGAUGGAUACCCAAUAUCCAGUCCUUUGUUUUCUAUUACAGUAAAGAAAAAAUACAUGUUCUAGAAUUAUCAUUGUCACUUGUAUUCUGAUUGUUGAUAUUUUAAAGUUAUUUUACAUAUAUUCUUAAAUGAACAAUACUUUCUCUAGUCAUUAGUACUGUUCAGGUGAGUAUUCUAUUGCUAAGGUGGCUAUUUCACACUAACGAAUGAGAAUAUCAUAAAAAAUAGACUGCUACCUAUGAUAGGAUGUGAGUUGUUGGUAAAAGUUGUGUUCUUUUCCACAUACAUCUUCAGGGUUGUUCCAAAAUUUAUGUAGAAGGAAUGGUAUUAACUUGUAUAAAUUUUUAAAUUUAAAAGUAUGAUUGCAUUUUCCUUAGAACUAUUUUAUGGAUGGUCAGGACUUAAAACAGCUUCUGUCUUUACCCAUGCUUUUAAUUUUGGAAUAGCCCUAAGAUGUAAGACUCCGAAGACAUAUAUUUUGUAACCAUUAAAUGAUUUCUAUGUAACUAUUAUACCAUUUUAUUAUUUCAGCAGUAUAGCAUAUAUUUAUGUAUAACAUUAUGUUUAUAUACUUUCCCAUGCAAAUAUUUCACUAGCAAUUGUCUCUUUUAAUACAUGUAAGAGAGGAUUUUUUUAGUGAUCUCAAAGUUUGUUUACAUGGUCAUGAUAGUCAACAUAUCUUCUAAAAACUGAAUGGAUUUCAAUAAAACUUUGUAGAAUCUCCUGAGAGUUUAUUGAUAUUGUAUAAAUAACACAUAUAUAAGAGGGUAACAAUCUACUCCAUCAUGAUUUGUGUCAUUUAAUUUAUUUUACUGAAUGUUCUAUUAUUACUGUGUAUAAAAAAUUGAUGAUGAUUUUGGAGGGAUGAACAGAUGUUGUGUUCUAUAGACAGCUAAAUACUGUAUUGAAAACAACUUGGACAAUUGCUGGCGGACUAGUGGUCCAAGCUUUCCAGCUACUAUAUGACUACUGUAUCAACACUGCAUGACUGAGAUUGUGAGUUCCAACCCCACUCAUGGCAGAUACAUUUGACUCAUGUAUUUAUUGACUUAGAUUGUCAUUAUUUAUUCUGAAGAGUGCUGGAUCUCACAAUGCACUCCCCCUUUUUCCACUAAUAAAACUGGCCACCAUGAAAAAGCUUAUAGUGCUGUAAGUGGUGUUAAACACUAACAAUGAAUUAAUUAAUCUAAGCAACGUGAUAUAUAUAAUAAUUGGUGUGAAUAAUUUCAUAUGUUAAUCUCUUAAGAAUAUUGUUGUUGUUAGGUUGAUGUUUCGUUCAUAAUUUCCUCAUAUCUCCUGUCAAUCUGCCAUUUGCUUUUUUAAAUUUAUGCACCUAUUUAGUUAUUGUACAUUUAUAGUGAGGUCACACCAAACAAAAUUGUUGUUCCUAGAAUAGAUAUCUGCCCCCAAAAAAAGGUGAAAGUUAUUGUUUUUUUAAUUUUUUUUACCAAAAUAAAAAAAUAUACAGAGCAUUAAUCAGACUUUCUUUAAUCAGACUUGCUAGGAGAAUGCAUUCGAAAAAAAAUUGGUGUGGCCUUUAAAAGAUUGUUAAGAUAUGGUGCUAUCUAAUAUUGAGCUGUGGAGAGCAUUUCUUGCAUAAUUGUAUGUUUUAUACCAUGUAAAUUUUGUAAAGAUUAUUUUUGUAAUUGUUAAAACGUGAUAGACUUAAUGUUUUGUUAUAAUCAAACUUCUAAAUGUUUCCUAAUAAAAUUUUAAAAUAUUUUA
Mytilus trossulus (common blue mussel) is the source of this 3992-nucleotide messenger RNA. Its product is annotated as solute carrier family 15 member 4-like. Gene Ontology annotation, biological process: transmembrane transport. Lineage: Eukaryota; Metazoa; Mollusca; Bivalvia; Mytilida; Mytilidae. The record is from RefSeq and is a predicted model, not a curated record. The transcript is spliced from 8 exons. Gene Ontology annotation, cellular component: membrane. Gene Ontology annotation, molecular function: transmembrane transporter activity. The coding region runs from base 182 to 2125 and encodes 647 amino acids.